Pectinophora gossypiella (pink bollworm) is the source of this 6816-nucleotide messenger RNA. RefSeq names its product max dimerization protein 4-like. The transcript has 7 exons. NCBI's taxonomy places the organism in Eukaryota, Metazoa, Arthropoda, Insecta, Lepidoptera, Gelechiidae. Gene Ontology annotation, molecular function: RNA polymerase II cis-regulatory region sequence-specific DNA binding; protein dimerization activity; DNA-binding transcription factor activity, RNA polymerase II-specific. Bases 145 to 870 code for a protein of 241 amino acids. Gene Ontology annotation, biological process: regulation of transcription by RNA polymerase II. The record is from RefSeq and is a predicted model, not a curated record.
UCCCAAACUCACUAGUGUGUUUUUGACAUCGGUAAACGCAGUCGUGAACUUCGAAGCGGGCAAACAUACUUUUUAUUUAUAGUUUUAAUCGAAUAAAGUCGUGUGUCGUUUGUGAUACCUGUGCAAACCCGGGAUACAUUAAAUAUGAGUAUUGCUGCUCUGAUCCAAGCCGCUGAAUACAUCGAAAGGCGCGAUAGAGUGUUGUUUGUUGCAGAGGCUGAGCACGGGUACGCGUCGAGUUUGCCGGUGUACGACGAGGGCCGGGCUGGAGGCAGGCGGCCCAAGACCAAGAAAUCGCAGGGCAGUAGGACGACUCAUAACGAGUUGGAAAAGAACAGGAGAGCACACCUUAGAAGCUGCUUGGAAAAACUCAAGGAUAUGGUACCACUAGGCCCUGAAGCAUCACGACACACAACCUUAGGAUUAUUAACAAAAGCUAAAAGAUUUAUAAAGAGUUUGGAAGAAAGAGAGAAGCGACAUUCGAGCCACAAAGAACAGUUAGCGCGGGAACAGCGCUACCUGCGCCGGCGACUGGCGCAGCUGCGAGCGACGCCGCGCGACGUGAGCACGCGCAGCCUCUCAGAGAGCUCGAUGCCGCACGCGACGCGCGCAGACUCCCUGAGCUCGCUCGAGUCCUCCUCAGGGGUGUCGACCGCCGAAAGAUCGCCGUCCUCCGUCUCUGAGAGCGAUGAGGUGGACGUAAUUGGGUACACGUCAAACCAGAGCGACAGCGAGUCGCUGGUGUCGGGCCACAGCGCCGACAGCGGCGUGGGCGUGGCGGCGCGUCGCACGCGGGCUCGCUCGCCUGCGCCUGCGCCGGCGCCAGCCACCGCCCGCCCGCGCCGCGCGCAUCGCUCCACGAGGGUCUAGGUGGUUGGAGCGCGGCGCGUGCGCUGGCGGGCCCCGCCGAGCGUUAAGUUCGUAAAGUAAACAAUCGUAGAACAUUUUGUUGAUACAUUUACUAAGGCAAGUUGUUUCCGUGACUGAGCGGCCUCGCCGCCACUGCGCCCGCGCCGCACACAAGUACGAAAUGGCACCCAUGUUUUACAUAAAGGAGGGGGGGUUUUAUGUAAAACGAAUCACCAAUGUACUCUCUACCUGACGAGUGCUUACCGUGUCAUUCUCUUAUCGUUUCUUCUCAAGCUGCUAUGUUGUUCAGCUUGCUGCGCCUUCGUGAGGGUACAGGGCACACAUUCACUCUACCCCAUCACCGAGUACAAAAUUGCCAAAAAAAUAUAUUCAAAGUUUAUUUUUCAAUUACAGAUGAGUUAUAUUUUCUUUCUUGAGCGUGGCUCGUAUGAUCCGUUGCAAUAUCUAAUUAUUAUUAAGUAUAUAUUUCUGUACGCCGACUACUUAAUAUUCCAUUUUCGUGACGGCAUUCUAUUCCACAGUGUGUGACACUACCAAAUUCUGUAUGCAUAUUCUAUUCACUGUAAUUUCAUUAUUUUAAGAACUAUGCGCUUUGAUAACUCGAUUUUUUACUGUUACUUUUCUUGUUUAAUACAAUAGAUCAUUUAUUUUUCCAACGUCCAUUUUGUCACACAAAUCUAGCGAAAUAAGCAGGUUAAAAUCUGUUUUCUUUGUUCAAUGUGAAAAAUCGACUAUCAAUAUUUGCAGCAUUCUUUCUCUAAGAGCUUUUGUUACAAAUGACCUAAUACAUACUUUCGGGGUGUAUGCCGAUAAGGGACUUUCCAGGCUACAUUCACCAAAAACAAUUAGAUGGAAUUGUAUAGCUUUAUCGUGAUAAUUACCUCUCAUUACUCGGGUACAUAAUUAUUCCAAAAUACAAUGUAAUAGCAGAAGCAUACAUAAAAAAUAUUGUCGCUUGAUAUUUGGAUUACAUUAUGUAAAUCUUUAUAAAGAUAAAUGCAAUAAAAAGGGUCAUAAUUUAUACCCAAAAACAAAGAUAAAAGAUGCAUAUAGACAUAUGCAUGAAAUUAGAAGGUUAAACGAAUGAAAAACUGUACAGCGCCAUCUGAUGUUUUUGAGAAACGUAACCUGGAAAGUCCCUUAUCGGAUAUAUCGUACAAAUCACAUGCAUCUCUCAAGCCCCUAGAUUUUGUAUUGUCAUCUAUUUAUUAAAAUCAUGUUAUUUUUUUUUUAAUUUUAUUAUUGAUCUUCCUAUCGGAAAUGCUUGAAUAUAAAUUGUGCUGUAUUUGGAAAUGUGUUUUGGAAACUCUCUAGGUACUUACUGUUAUUUAUUUUCACAAAAAUGAUGUUGCUAUCGUGUAGCGAAUGUUGUAUAGAUAAAUAUCAAUUUUAUAUUUUGUAUAUAAUUAUUUUUCUUGUAUAAAUUAAUCAAAUAGUCUUAGAUGUGGAUGUUAGGCGGACAAUCGUGCUGUUACGAACAUUUUCUAUUUUCGGGUUCACACAAAACAAGGCCCACCAAAAAAAAUAUAAUUUUAGUACAUUUUUAACAGAAUUUUCCAUCAAUACGGAUAGGUACUAACUAUAUUUUUGGGGCUAUGAGAUAAUUAUUAGGUAAUAUUCACAUAGAUUGCUUCUGACACGACUCUCGUAUUUUGUUAUUGACGGCACAUUAUAAGCUCUGCAGUUAACCCUAUAUUAAAAAAAAAAUACAUGAGUAUAAAUCGAAUGUAGCAAACAACAUGAAUUUGUUGACUUGUUGAAGAAACUAGCUCUUAAUUUUAGGUAAAAAAUAAAAAAAGGUUUUUUUUAUUAAAAAUGUUUUUGAGGUUUACGCGGUUAUUAACAUAAUUAAAACACAUUAAUACCAGCUUUUUACCGCGUUAAAUCUCGGGAGUCUCAUAUACCUGAUUUAACGCGGUAAAAACCAGGUAUAAUAUGUUUUAAAAAAGUUUUUUUUGACUUUUCUUUUACACCUACUACCUCUAUCAUGUCAUGUUAUAUUAUGAUUAAUAUUCUUUUGUUUUUUUUUUUUUAAUUACGGGUUUACAGCAGCAGUAAAUAUGUGCCGAGCCCAACAUCACUGACUAACCCAUCGUAUUGUUAAGUAUUAUAUUGAAUGUUAAUGAUCUCACUUCAUUGUCACACGCCCAUUACAGUAAUUUGUCAUUGCUACUUGUUUUUGAUGUCGCCCAAUAUUUUUUUUACGCAGCUAAACUCCAUCAUAGAAAAGGUAUUUUAAUAGUCACAUUAAAAGUAAAAAAAAAUAACCAAUUCUAAAUUCUCUCUGUAGUGUUAAAAUUUUUGAUCAUAUUUUUUCAUCUUUAUAACGUAUGAUCAAAUUUUCUAAUGCUAGAAUAAGUUUUUUAGAAUAGGAUUAUUGUAUAAUUUACUUAUAAGUAAUGGAUAGAAAUGCCAUAAAUAUUUUACUGAUGGUUUCCAUCUUUAGUAAUAAACAAGCUGAAUGAUAAAUUACUAUCCUGGUUUUAUUAUUUAUGUGGAAUUUUACCAAAAAUAAUGUAACGGAACGAUAACCAUGCCAUGCUUACUAUACCUUGUAUGAACGGAGGAUUAAAUGCAUUAUAUUACGUUAUAGUGUAUUAUUAGUGUCGAUUCUGAGAGUGAAAACUUAGUUUUAAUUUAGUUACCCAGUCACAAAACUAGCUACAUCUUUUUUUUCGGAAUUUUUGGCCUGAUGACAUAGACCUUUAGGCCACUAGCUACAUCUCUUUCUUACACGUAUCGUAAGUAAAGGACAGCACUAUUUUUAAAACAGUUAAACUAAAUCAAAAUUAAGUUUCUUCGCCAAUUCAGCAUUAUUGUAACUUAAUUUAAAGAAUCUAAAAAGCAUGAUGCAAUGGUACUGUUACACAGGGUGUCAGUGACGUCGUAACGAAAACUUUGAGGGAUGAUUCAGGCCAUGAUUUUAAGUUAAUGUCAAGUGGAAUUUUCCGUCGCAAAAGUAUGGAACUGAAAAUAAUAAAAAAAAAUCACAAAACAUUUCAUGAAUUUUCCGACAGGAAAUUCCACUUGAUAUCAACUCAGAAUCAUGGUCUGAAUCAUCCCCCUUAGUAUUCGUUACGAUGUCACUAACACCCUGUAUAUAAUGUACGCGGUUAUAACCGUAUUCUUUUUUUUUAAGAUACAUGUACGACAGAAUGUAACAUCAUAAAACGCGUCAGUUUGUAUUAUAUUUUCAACUAUGGCAAUACCGACCACGGGCCUUCAAUCAAAUCUCACUCCUAAAGCGGCCCUUCUCAAUGUUUUAAUUUUUCUAACAUAACGAGUGAAAUUUUAUCAUCUACCAGUCAUUUAACAGGCGAUUGUAUUAAUUUUAGCAAUAUUUAAGAAAUCAACAAAGAACCUUAGUCAUUUUCUCAAAUACUUAUUGAUAUUUAGGUCAUUUGAAAUAUUGCUUCCUACAAGUUAAUAGAGACGCCUGGGAUUCAACUGGUUUAUGGUAAAAUGUCAGUCGUUGUACGCAUAAAAUAUUAUUGUAAAUUGUUUUAGGUAUGGAUGUUAUGAUAAGGAUAGUUGUAACGUAUUAUCAUUUGUAAGUAUAAUGUUUGUUUUAGAAAUGACAGUCUGAUCUCUUAAGUAAUGGAUGCGUGAUCGGUUACGGCACAGCCGUGGUUCCGUCGUGGGCGCCUCACUCCAUACUCGAAACAGCCCCUACCGCUGGUCUGGAUCUCGCUUUAGGACGGCUAAAGUUAGCACCGAACCGUCCACUCCCUUUUAAAAUUUAAAUUGUCAAGUAAGUUCUUCUUUAAAAGAAGUAAGUUAAAAAUGUUGUUAUUAGAAGUCACUAGAAUACAAAAAGUGAAUAAAUAAAGUGACAUUAAAGAUCUUUAAAGGGAAAAGCGAAUGUCCCGACCAGCUCUAGGGCAGUGCCCGAUGUUAUCGUCAGCUUACGAACGCUCUGGACUAUGCGCCUCUGUCAAAUCCUGCCUCGACUAUGUCAAAAAAAAAACUUAUUUAUUCGAAAAUUAUUUAUGUACAACAAAUUUUUAUUUAUUAUUUAAAAGUGCUUAUCGAUAAUAGUUAAAUCGUACCAGUGUUUUGACUUUUGCUUCACUCAACCUGCCUGCGUUAUUAAUACUCCGUUUGUUAUGGGAUUUUAUUGUUAAGAUAUCGAACGGGCGCGUAGUUAGAAAUGUUUUUCCCAUGUUACUAAAAUACCUAGUGAAUGUACGCGGAAUGAUCCAGUUUUUCUGUAAUUCUACUCGCUGAACAAAAAUGUUGAUAAUAAUAAUGUAGGUAGUUCAAAAUCGCCCCGAAAUGUGUACGUUUACGAACGGGGCGACUGAUAAGGGUUGAACCGCGUGGAUUAUCUCGUUCUAACAAAUGACUGUUCUGAAUGACAGAAGAGAAUAGGAGCGUAGGAAACUGCCAUGCGAUACGACCAGGGGCCUGUUUAAUAAAACUUACAAUUGUAAAUUACAAUGACAAUUUGAUGUACAUUGCGGAGUGUGUGAUCACGAAUAUUUUGCAGUUUCAUAUUAGCCAGGUAAUGAACAUCAAAUUGUGUUGCAAUUUACAAUUGUAAGUUUUUUAAACAGGCCCCUGGCCGUAUCGCAUGGCAGUUUCCUACGCUCCUAUUCUCUUCUGUCAUUCAGAACAGUCAUUUGUUAGAGCGAGAUAAUCCACGCGGUCGGACUCCCAUUCUUUAUCCCACUCUAGCGACUGACGGCUCUGAGUAACAGAAAAAGAUAGAGGCAUAGGAAAGUGCGAUGCGUCGCGGCCAGAUGCUGUUAAACCCGCACGUUUUUUUCCAAGAGUACGUUUAUACCGCUAAAACUGGUUUGUUCUCGAGUAUUAUGCUACUUACAUCCUGAUUUUCUAUUAAGUUCUACCUACGCGCCACAAAUGACCGUACCUUCAUCACGCAGUUGCUUUGCGUAGAGUACGACGGGUGCGAGCGGCGACGGGACGCAACAAGAGUACAAAUUCUGUAUAAGCCCCUACUUGAGUGUUAAUUCUAAAUGUUAAUUUUAAAACACGAAACAGGGACAGGUAUCGUCAGAGUACGAAACUAGUGUAAUGUAGCGCGCGGGCAAUAGUAGUGGCCAACCAGUCAUCUCUGCCUUCGAUGUUGUCUCUUCCUUGGUACCCUAUUGCUACAGUGACUUUUAGUUGCCAUCUUCCGACUGUCUCCGUAGAACCUGCGCACUGUGUACUAACACAGGCUCACUGUAACGAUAGGGUACUCCUAGAUAGUGCGUCGCGAUGUACGCGCGCACAUUAGAUAAGAAAAUGUGUUAUUAGAAAAAUGAAAUCGCAAUAAAUAGUCCCUUGUCGGCAGCGUUCGCCGCCCCACGCCCGUUAAACAACUUAGUCACUGUAAAAAUAUUAGUCCGGCAAUGUAAAAAUAUCAGUUGUAAAUAUUGGAGCCAAAAUUUUUAUACAAAUUAUUUCAUAAAUAUAUUCUUGGACCAAGUUGCGGGCGGGGCGGCGAGGGACGCCGGCCGACUGUGCGAACACGCCGACCUCGGAGCUGUAUUCACUUGAUUAUGGGGGGGGAGGUUAAAAAACCCACACUGAAGCAAUUCACCUAAUAAAGCAAUAUUGCUACUUAACAUUUGUUAUAUUAUACAUAAUAAUGCUUUUUAAAAUGAAUUGCUUCAAUGUGGCCUUAGACCCCCUGGACGAAGCUCUUGACCAACUAACAAAGAAUGUUUACUUUCAAACUUCGAAUUAGUGUCAAGAACUGAAUAUACAGUAAAACAUCGUCUAAUAAUCGAGUGGAGAGGGCUUCGAAUGAUGAAUGUGAACUGUAUCGGCAAGCAGUCAUUCGUUGUCUGAGAGUAGAGGCAUACAUUAGGUACUUUGUGACUACUGCCGAUGUGACUAGGCAGCAUUAUUCAAUGUAAUUGACGAAACGUGGCACAUAUAAUUUACUAUAUGUAAAAAAGUUAUAGAAUUAAUUUAAUAAAAUUAUAAAUAAAAAUC